Molecule: messenger RNA, 6489 nt
Organism: Paramisgurnus dabryanus
Lineage: Eukaryota; Metazoa; Chordata; Actinopteri; Cypriniformes; Cobitidae
Source: RefSeq, a predicted model, not a curated record
UUUAUCAAAGGUGCAACCUCACAGUAUAUCGCACUUAUCUGAGUUCAGAGUCUAUGUGAUGAAAAUGACUGUCAUAAACUCCUGUUAAUUGGAUUAAAGUUAAAUUCAGUGAUUGUUGCACUGAUACCUCAGCUUUAUAGCCAUUGUGGCUAUAAAAAGCUCUUAAAAAAACUCUCUUCCAGUGAAACACUGCCGUGGCAUGAUGAUGAAGCUCUUACAUGGCUUGUUUACUCUCUCCGUCUUGGUUGUGUUCGGGUGCUACAGUAAUGCUGAACAACAGGAUUUCAUGUUACUUUCAGGUCCUUUGACCACCAAACUUGUAUAUGGCUUGCCAACCGAACCUUUGGAGAGCCUAAAUUCAGCUGUAGGAACUUCAGCAAGCGAUGAUGUGUUUGACUGCAGGGCUCCACUGCCCCUGGAAUCCAGAAGCUACUUCUUGUAUCUUCAGAGCAAAGGAGUGAACCGCUUUAAAGUUCCUCUCUCUUGGUCUCGCAUUCUUCCCACAGGUGAUCCUAACCAGCCGCACGAAGGCACGGUGAAGUGUUACAAGGCUCUUGUGCGCCAACUGCUUGAAUCGGGCAUAAAACCUCUGCUGGUCCUUCAACGCUCGGCUGUACCUGAACCUUUCAGAAGCACAUACGGAGGUUGGGAGAACCCAUUGGUGGUGCAGAUGUUUGAGCAGUAUGCAGGAUUUGUCUUUGCUUCGUUUAAAGACCAGGUGGACACAUUCAUAACAUUUAGUCAUCUGCAUGAACUUCAUGAUGAAGAACUUCAAAACGCUUUCCAGUCCCAUGCAAACAUAUACAAACUCUACCAUCAAAAGUUUGAAGGGAUUCGGUUGUCUAAUGGAAUCAGAGCUGAAGAUAUUACCUCCAUUUAUCAACUGGGGUCAAAAAACAUGGCAUAUAUGGAUUUCCUCUCUGUGCACCUGCAGUAUGACUGUAAACUGAAAACUCUGACCAAGAACUUGAGGUUGUUACAAGAUAUCAGUGGUCAGCUGUCCAUCCUGUUGUAUGAACUGACCACCAGGGACUGUGCUGAACAUGAAAAUCUUUUCCAGCCUCUUAUCAGUAUUUUUAGAGUUUUACAAAACGAAGAUCUUCACAUCAUUGGCUGUGACAUCACACAGCUUUUUGGAAAGCUAGAUCAAGAACAAACAUCCAACAGUCUGCAGAAUGACCAUUUUGAUGGUUUCCAUCAAAAAUCAGCUUCUUCAUUUUCAUACCAAAAAGUAUGGGAGAAAUUUAAAACUCAGACUGAAGUGGAUAGAGAUCAAUUCCUGGAUGGAUCAUUCCCAGCUGGUUUUCAGUGGUCAGUCUCCAGUGAGAGUUUCAAAGGUGAGGGCGGCUGGUCUGAACACGAGAAGGGCGAGACCAUAUGGGACCGUUUUAGCCACGAAGGUCAUGUCUUUGACAAUCAGACCACCGAUCUGGCCUGUGACAGUUAUCACAAGGUGGACUAUGAUACGUAUCUGCUCAGGGGUAUGCUGUCCCCUAACUACCAGCUCUCACUUUCCUGGGCUCGCAUUUUCCCCAAUGGACGCAAGAACAGUUUGGUUGAAAAGGGGGCACUUUAUUAUGACAAGAUGAUUAACACGCUUCUACAAUCGGGCAUUGAACCAACUGUUACUCUACAUCACUGGGAUCUUCCUCAAGCUCUGCAGGAUCAGGGAGGAUGGACCAGCGACUCCAUUGUGGAAGCUUUUAAAGAAUUUGCAGACUUCUGCUUCUCUCGAUAUGGAGAUAGAGUCAAAACAUGGAUCACCUUUGGCAGCCCAUGGGCAGUGAGCAAUUUUGGGUAUGGAACAGGGGAACAUCCCCCAAGUAUUAAAGACCCAAUAGUGGCCUCAUACCAGGUUACACACAAUAUUCUGAAGUCUCAUGCUGAAGCCUGGCAUGUUUAUAAUGACACAUACAGGAAAAAACAGAGCGGAAAAGUUGGCAUUGCUCUUAACUCUGAAUGGGCGGAGCCAAAGAAUCCUUCAAGUCCCCAGGAUAUUGCAGCAGCUGAACGCUAUCUUAACUUCAUGCUGGGCUGGUUUGCUCACCCCAUAUUUGUAGAUGGUGACUAUUCAGUAAUACUUAGAGAUCAAAUUAGGAAUAAAAACACUCUCUGUGGUAAAGAGAUAGCACGACUACCUGUCUUUACCGCAGCAGAGAAACAACGAAUCCUUGGCACAGCAGAUUUCUUUGGGAUUAACCACUAUACUUCCCGACAGAUAAGUGAAAAGUUGAAUAGUUGUGAUCCUGGACCUCAUAAUGUCGGGGACUUCCAGAUACACGUUGACCCCACCUGGCCCAACACAUCUUCUGACCAGAUUCAAUCUGUUCCCUGGGGGCUACGGCGUUUAUUGAACUACAUCUCUUUAGAGUACACAUCUGUCAGAGAUGUGCCCAUCUACAUAACGGGAAAUGGCAUGCCCACGGAGUACUAUGGUGAUGUGAUCGACGACACCUCACGUGUUGAAUUUCUCAAAGCUUACAUUAAUGAGGCAAUGAAAGCUGUGCUUUUGGAUGGCAUUGACGUCCAAAGGUUUACAGUACCCCUAAUGGACAGCUUUGAGGGUCCCAAGGGCUACAGUGAACGAUUUGGACUGCACUAUGUGAACUUUGAAGAUCCCGACAGACCAAGAACUCCCAAAACGUCAGCGUAUUUCUACUCAAAGGUGAUCGAGAGAAAUGGUUUUGCUGAGGGUGCUAAGAAACCUAAUAUGCAAAUCUAUGAAAAUAAAAUGGAGAGAUCCAGGCUUCUUGGUCUACCACCGUCUGAAGUUCCCUCAGCAUCCAAAGUGGUUUGGGAACAGUUUUCCCCUCAGACUAAGUUUGAGAGACAACUUUAUCACUAUGGUACAUUUCCAAAUGAAUUUCACUGGGGUGUGUCCUCUUCAGCCUAUCAGAUUGAAGGUGGCUGGAAUGCAGAUGAAAAGGGACCCAGCGUGUGGGACACUUUUACUCAAAAACCUGGUAAUAUCCCAAACAGCGAUAACGGUAACGUGGCAUGUGACAGUUAUAGUAAAAUAGACGAGGAUCUAUACAUGUUAAAAGGCCUAAAAAUUAAAACUUACAAAUUUUCCUUGUCAUGGUCUCGGAUCUUUCCCAGUGGUUAUAUAUCUUCUCUUAAUCAGAAGGGUGUAGAUUACUACAACAGGCUCAUAGAUGGCCUCAUAGCGAAUAAUAUCAGUCCUAUGGUAACUCUUUACAAUUGGGAUCUACCACAAGCAUUACAAGACAUGAAAGGAUGGGACAACCCAGAAAUGAUAAAAAUUUUCAAUGAGUAUUGUGACUUCUGCUAUGCAACAUUUGGAGACAGGGUAAAGUUUUGGAUAACUUUUAAUGAACCCCAGACAAUUGCAUGGUUAGGGUACGGACUCGGCCAGAUUCCACCCAAUGUGAAGCAACCCGGAGAUGCACCGUACAGAGUUGCUCACAACCUCCUAAAAGCACAUGCAAAUGCAUAUCACACAUAUGAUGAGAAAUACAGGGCAACGCAAAAAGGACUGGUGUCUAUUAGUCUGAAUGCCGAAUGGGUUGAACCUCAAGAUGUCAAUGUCCCUCGAGAGGUGUUGGCUGCUGAUCGAGCCCUCCAGUUCCAACUAGGCUGGUUUGCACAUCCCAUCUUUAAGAAUGGCGACUAUCCUGAUGCCAUGAAGUGGCAGGUUGGCAACAAGAGCGAACUCCAGGGCUUGAAAGAAUCUCGCUUGCCAUCUUUUACCGAUGAAGACAAAGCCUAUAUUCAGGGCACUGCUGACGUAUUCUGCAUUAACACGUACACGACCAAAGUCGUACAUCAUGCCACCAUCAGACUGUCUCCUGAGAGUUACCAGAACGAUCAGGACAUCAGUAAGGAAGAAGCGGAUGGUGCUGAAGAUACGGCUGUUAAAGACCAGAAAGCUGUUGCUUGGGGACUAAGGAGACUUCUUAACUGGAUAAAGAAUGAAUAUGCAGAUCCUGAGAUUUAUAUCACUGAAAAUGGUGUAUCCACAGGUACUCGCAUUACGGCCGAUGACACAGACAGGAUUUUCUACCUUAAAACUUACAUUGAUGAAGCUCUCAAAGCAAACAACCUUGAUGGUGUGCGCCUUAAGGGAUACAUUGCCAGUCCCCUGAUGGACUCGUUCGAAUGGUUGAAUGGCUAUAACGUUGGCUAUGGACUUCACCAUGUGGACUUCAAGCAUCCAAGUCGCCCGAGAACUCCAAAGCGCUCGGCUCACCUUUACUUUAGUAUCAUGAGAAAUAAUGGCUUUCCAAUGCCGGAGGAGGAGGAAAUUAUCUAUGGACAUUUUCGAGACGGGUUUGUCUGGAGCACAGCAACAGCCGCUUAUCAGAUAGAGGGGGCCUGGAGAGCAGAUGGGAAGGGUCUCAGCAUCUGGGAUAAAUUCGCACACACUCCCUUAAAGAUCUCAAAAGACGAAAACGGUGACAUUGCAUGCGACAGCUAUAAUAAGAUCAAUGAAGAUGUCGACAAUCUUAAAACUCUGAAAGUCAACCACUACAGAUUCUCUAUUUCCUGGCCCAGAAUUCUACCUGAUGGAACUAACAAGAAAAUUAAUCAAGCUGGACUCGACUACUAUCACAGAUUAGUGGAUGCACUUUUGGCAGCCAAUAUUAAACCACAGGUGACACUUUACCACUGGGAUCUACCACAAGCUCUCCAGGACGUUGGAGGUUGGGAAAACGACACUAUUGUAAAUAGGUUCAGAGACUAUGCUGAUGUCAUAUAUAACAGCCUGGGAGACAAAGUACAAUUCUGGAUCACGAUAAAUGAACCCUACAACGUUGCGAUGAUUGGACAUGGUUAUGGAUCUGCAGCACCAGGUAUAAGUUUCAGACCAGGUACUGCACCAUAUAUAGUGGCACACAACCUCCUGAAGGCUCACGCUGAGGCCUGGCACCUGUAUCAUGGCAAGUACAGAGCAAAACAAGGUGGCAUUGUUGGCAUCACUAUAAACUCCGACUGGGCUGAACCAAGAAAUCCAUACAAACAGGAAGAUGUGGAUGCUGCCAUUCGUGUCAUUCAGUUCCAGCUUGGCUGGUUCGCUCAUCCAGUGUUCAAUGGAGAUUACAGCGAUUUAAUGAAAAACAUCAUUAGAGAGAGAAGCCUGGCAGCUGGUUUACCUAAAUCAAGACUUCCAGAGUUUACCCCAGAAGAAAUAGCGAGAAUUAAGGGUACUCACGAUUAUUUUGGAUUCAACCACUACACCACUGUCUUGGCCUAUAACUUGGACUACGGCGACCUUGCACAUUAUGAUGCCGACAGAGGGGCAGGGACUGUUGCCGAUCGAACGUGGCUGGACUCUGGAUCCUUCUGGUUGAAAGUCACUCCUCCGGGAUUCCGGAAAAUUCUGAAUUUCAUAAAAGAAGAAUAUGGAGACCAUCCCAUAUACAUUACAGAGAAUGGAGUAUCAGAAAGAGGAACACUGAAUCUGAAUGAUGCUCACCGGAUCCACUACUAUAAGCACUAUAUAAAUCAGGCCCUAAAAGCAUAUUUGCUGGAUGGAGUGGACAUCCGUGGCUAUGCCGCCUGGACCCUGAUGGACAACCUGGAAUGGGCUACAGGCUAUGAUGAUAAAUUUGGCCUUUUCUAUGUGAAUCGAUCGGAUCCCACUUUACCACGAAUUCCUAAGAAAUCUGUCUGGCACUAUGCUACAAUCGUCAACUGCAAUGGCUUUAUAAAUCCAAGCCAAGGACCUCAUGAAUGUGAGGUUCUUAAACCUGAAGAUGGCAUCACAGACACAACAACUCCUCAACCUACUCCUGCUGCUGAUCUGGUGCUUAACUUUUUGGGUUUGGAAGUUUCAGGAUCUGAUGCUGAAGUUGCUCUAAAUGUCCUCUUUAGUUUCACCAUUAUUGGUGCAGUCGCUGUUGCGUUCUUGCUGUUUGGAUUGGUAAAGACAACCAAGAAAGCCAAACGCCAUAAAGAGGAGCACAUUAAUCUGACAUAAUGAAUAAAUUCUGAACGUGAAGACUGGUGACACUUAUAAAUAAUAAAAUAGAUCCUGUUUUGCUUCACUUUCCAUUUUGUACAGUUUAUGUUCAAGUGGUUAAAGGGGACAGAGAAUGAAAAAACAUUUUUACCUUGUCUUUGUUGAAUAAUGGUAGUCUACCCACAUUCACAAACAUACAAAAAGUGGUAGACAUGCUAAACAUCUCAGUCUCAUAGAAAUUCCUCUUUUAGAAAUGUCAGCCAGAAAACGGCCCAAUCUGAAAAACUGAUGCUUAUGACAUCAAAGGCAUCUAACUGCCCAUCCACUUUAAAAUAAUUGGCUACAUUUUUUGAGUGGCAGCAAAGUCAGCCAAUCAGUAAUGAGAUUGCAAGUUAAGCCAGUAGGGGGAGCCAUAUAGGUGCAAAACCACUUGUUUAAAAUCCCCCACCCUAAUAGAGGUAUCUGAGAGAGGUUUUUAGGAAGCUUCCAAGGCAUUACAGACCCAAACAAAAACUUUUUUGUCUACAUGUCACAUCACAGAACAAGGAUAAAUACCCCGUUCAAUC